Molecule: messenger RNA, 2874 nt
Organism: Notolabrus celidotus (New Zealand spotty)
Lineage: Eukaryota; Metazoa; Chordata; Actinopteri; Labriformes; Labridae
Exons: 8
Coding region: 212-1369 (385 amino acids)
Source: RefSeq, a predicted model, not a curated record
GGUUGGUAGAUCAGCAUUAAAACAGCUUAAACCUGCUAUGAAUCUCUGGACCUGACAGAAACAGGCAAGUCAAGGGAUGUCUCUCUGAAAAACAACAAUCUUUAAACUUAAAACAAGCUUUUUAAAGUGAAUUGAGGACGCUGAUAACACUGACCAAUCAGAAACCUACAGCAGUGGAAGAAGACUGAGGGGUUUUCUCCACGACCCAACAAUGGCUCUGGUCUACUCUCUGAUUCUCUUCCUUUGCUUGAAGUUCAAGAGUGGUCAGCUUCAGUGUGUCAAAGAAACUGUAAAAGACAGUGAGUUUUCUAUCACUGUGACAACACACCAUCAAGUGGCAUUUGGAGACUGCAUUAGGAUCCCAUAUGAAUUGACCUUUCCGAAAAAUAAAGUAAAAGUCCCGUAUGAAAAGAUUUGGUUCAGGGGAGAUCCACAGAAUACAGUUUCUAGAAGAGUUGUUCAAAAUCAAGAUACAAAGCACGUUUUCAGCAUGGAUAGUCUGCCACAAGGAGAGUAUGAGUAUGGCUUCAAAUUGGAAUGGGAGUGUAAUCAGACGUAUGUGUUUCCAACGAAGGUUCGGGUCUCGGUUUCUUCACUGAUGAGGAAACCAGAAGUGUUGGUUCCCGAAUUAGAGGAGGGACAAACCACAGCACUGCAAUGUUAUCCUGCUCAUUUGUGUUAUACCAGAGCAAAAAUCCACUGGAAGGGGUUAAAAGCAGCUGAAAAGUAUUACGAGUUUGAGAGGGGGUUCAGGAGAGGACAAAUAAUCUACACACCAACAGCAGAUGACCACAACACUAACAUCACAUGUGUGGCAGAGUAUGACAACAACGUUGUUGCUGAGAAAACUGUCACAUUAAUUGUGAAAUUUGCCCCUAAGUUCAAAAAUGGUUCCCAGUGCAUGGUUAAAGGAAAGCUCCUGGUUUGUGUGUGCAUCAGUUGGGGGAAUCCCCUGUCACCCAUCACCUGGCCUGAAGCCUCUCUCACAGACUUCUCCAUCAACAGCUAUAGCAAUGCCCAAACAGUGAACAGCAUCCUUACCAUGAAUGCAGCUGACUUCUACAACACCAGUGUCAGGUGCAUCAGCAGCAAUGAACUGGGUCUGAGGGAGAUUGCAAUUCCAAUUCGAAAAAACACAGGGGACUCUGUGAACUUGAAUGAGUGCCAUCCAUCCAAUGUAGCCCUUCCUUGGAUAACAGCUGUGUCUGUUAGUCUGAACCUGGUCCUUCUCAUAAGCCUGAUCAUCUGCAUUUACAAAUGGGGCAAGAGGUCACAAGAGAAACCCCAGGAGGAGACGAACACCUACACUUCCCUGAAAAGAGCUCAUGUUGAGCAAGACUACAGUGUUAUAUCUCCGCAGCCAAGGUGAAAAGUGCUGAGUCAUACUUGGUGUGAGGAAUCUCCGUCUUGGCUCCUGGAAGAAAAUAUUGACUGGAAAAAAAGUGAGAAUACUUUUAAACAUAAAGUUACUUCCCAAAUCCUGUAACAAAGGGGAACACAUAUACUUGUUUAGACUAGUAUUGGUGAAAAAAAAGUGAUUUAGUCUUGCACUCAACAAAUUCAUCAUGUGGGUUUUCAAACUAGUUCACUUUGGGUCUUGAAAACAUCUUUGUGUGCGAUUAUUACUGUAGAAGAUAGCAAGUACUACCCUACAUAUUCUGUAGAAUCAAACUUCAGUGUUUCUCACAGACCAUGAGAAAAUAUAUAUCUAUUUCCUUUCAGUCCUGUUACUCCAUCCUGUGUUUCAGAAAUGAGGAUACAGAAGGAAGCAAGUACUGGGCAAAAGAAACAGACACUAGAUAUGACACAGUUAAAAUGAAUUCAAAAGCAGAUAACUAAGACUGUUUGUGCCAGAAGGAAGAAAUUCAUAAAACAUGGAGGUAGUGUCAGCGAUGUCACCCACUGGUCUCUGAAGAAAGUUUUGAAGCCAAACAAUGGGAGUCACCAAAUUGGAAACGCUGACACAACCUCCUUUCUUCUUGUUCUUUUUGGAGUUUUAUGGUGUUGAGUAGUCAAAGUUGUUGCAUAACCACCCCCUACUGAAUUAUAAGAGUCUAACAGUCCAAAAUACUUACGGUGUCCACCUAAAAUGCUCCUUUUGAUGAUGCUUCCUGCUCUAUAACUCAGACAGUUGUCUGGGUUUGCACUAGCUCUUCCCUUAGUGUAACACCAACAUUGUGCCUUCCUGUCAGUCAACUAGGCCACGCCCCUAACUACGUAAGAGUUGUUUAACCUCGUCCAACUUAAAUUUUUUUUGAAAAAAGAAAUUAGCUAUUCAGACCAAAAGUGUUCUUCUGCACCAGGCUGUGAACAGGUUCAAUUUUGCUGGAAAUUUUGUUGCACCUGCUCGGUCUACAGAGACUAUAUUCUUAGAGGUUUGAGUCCAACUUGCAGGCCCCUUUACUGCAUGUCAGUCCCCACUAUCUCUCUCAGUGUCCUGCUCUGUCCACUAUGCUAUCCUCUCUGACUCAAAGGAAUAAAAGCCCCAAAAAGGGCAUUCUAACAUGGGUGUCAAUGGGGGCUUUGUAGCUUUGGCAGCAAACCUCCAGUGGACACUGGAGGUACUACAGUUUUUUGCACUAUCACAUUGGCUUCAUUUGUCAACACUAGAGGUUGCUGCUUGGUUUUAGCAUAGUGUUUCAGUGUGCUUUGAUCCAUUUUUUGUAAAGUAUGAAUGAACAUUUACUAUGUUAGACACCCGCAACAUGAAGUGUCAUUUUGUAGAAUGUUCUUUAUUUAAGUAUAAUAUAUUUUUGUUCCAUUUGGCUUUAAUAUUUUUUGUAUAACUUUUUUCCUAGAUUGCACUAUUGCUCAAAUGCUACAAAACAGUAAAAACAUAAAAAUGGAUGUUAAUAAAAGACAAAACCCUCUGUC